AUGAGCCGGCUCCUCUGUUGUCUGCGCGUGCGCCGCCCCGACAUGGGCGCUGCGCUGUCACACCCCCAGGAGGGCGAGGCGUGUGACGCCGGCGUACCUCCCUCCCCACCCACCAUGGCUGACGUCAUCAGGGAACGUAAGAAAAAGGCCGGUGGAGCUGGCUUGGGGACUCUGAGGAGGAGGCUGGCCGCGGCCACACGCAGGCCGAGAGACGCCCGGCCUGAUAGAGGUUGCGAGCAUGCCCGUUUCAUACGUUCGGUGGUUUCCACCUGGAGAUUAUCCGAGGUUUUUUUACUUCGUGAGGAACUUGAAGCGGGUGCAGCCCUACGGGACCUUGCGACCCAGGCCGAAUUAGCUCGAGAACCGGCCCCAGCUUUACACGCGGACCUGCUAGACCUAUAUCGAGAGAGGUGGUGGUGUGACGUGGAGCUAGUAGGGAAAGGCUUCGCGCUAUCAGCACAUAGAGUUAUAUUAGCGGCCCGGUGCUCAUACUUCAGAGAUCUGCUCAUGAGAUAUCCCAAUUCGUGCCGUGUGCCGCUGGAGGGCGCUGGUGGGUCCCUGCCGCGCGAGGAGCUCGAGGCAGCCGUGGUAGUCAUGUAUGCGGGGCCCGGAGCGAUCAGGAACGGAGGCAGAUGUGACGCGUGCUGCAAGUGGGAGCGAGGCUCGGAGGUCGAUUUGGACAUCAUCAGCGUGGAGAACUCAACAAUUGGUCGUUGUACAUGCGCCCGUGCACGUCGCGUGGACCCCUCCAGACUCCGUCGCCUGGCAGACCUGCUGGGGUUCACUCCGGACGGGCUCUAUAGAGACAUGAAGUAUCUGUUGGACUCGGGUGAGCUGUGUGACGCUCGUCUGUCGUGGUCGGUGGAGAGUGAGGGUGCGGAGGGUGACUGCGAGGGUGCGGAGGGUGAGUGUGAGGGUGCGUACGGGUUCAGGAGCGCCAUGGAGCUGCCCUGCCACAGGCUCGUGCUGGCUGCCAGGUCCAGGUUCUUUAGGAGUGUAAUGUCUCGUCGCGGCGCGUGUUCGGGCACCGUGUGUGUUGACGAACGUGUUCUACCGAGGAGGUUCGCGAGGGCCUUACUACACGCGGCGUACACCGACCAGGUGGACCUCUCUCUGAUAUCAAAGAGCAACUCCAACACAGCCUCUGGCUCGGGAACGUUGCGUGGUUCCCGCUCUAGUCUAGAGGAUGCGUUCCGUCUGUACGAGUUGGCUAGGUUCUUGGAAAUGCCGAUAGCAGCGCAGGGAUGCGAGGACGCGCUGGCUCGAGCUCUGACGGCUGAUACGCUGCCGGCAAUUAUUAGAUGGAGCGGGGCGAAACAUGCGUCGGCCUGGGUGCAUCGUCAAGCGACCCGCUACCUCCGCGACGAGUUCCCGUCCAUCAUGUCCCACUCGGGCUCCGCGCGCGUCCCUCGGGCUGCGCUGGCGGCCGCGCUCGCCUCGCCCUUCCUGCAGGCGAGCGAGGCGCAGGCGCUGCGGGCCGUCAUGAGGUGGGCCGAGAGGGCCGCGCCCGCGCAGACGUGCAGUGAGCCGAAUAUAGUGUGGCACACGAGGAGGGACGGCAGAUCAAGGAGACGUCGCCGCGGGCCGGCGGACGAGGCGCUGCGGGAGGCGGCCGCCGCACUGGUGCCGCUACUACGGCUGGAGCACCUGCCGCACGACUGUGACCUGCUGCAACAGGCUGUCCGUCGCGGGCUGGCCGUAGCCCCGGGCGCCGUGGGGGCGGAGGCCUGGCUCGCUCAUAGACCGCCGAGGUGCUUUCUGCCCUACCUCGAUGAGAUCAAGGCGUUGCUCGAAGACCAAGAGGUACCCGAGGCGGAGCUGGCCCGUGCUCGGCGACAGCGGUACGCUCACCGAAUACCUGACACACUGUACAUGGUGACGACACAUAGGGCCAGGCACGACCCGGACGCCAGCAGCACGUGUAGUACAGAGGGUGUCCGCGCGUGCGUGCCCCCGCGCCUCAUGUACUCCCUCAGGGCGAGGCUUCACGAACUGAGAGCCGCUCCGCCCGCACAGAGGGCGCUGAGGUUACACGCGGCGGACACCACGCCCGUCAACAGACAGUUGGCCCUGAGAGCUGUCCGGGAACGAUCACUACCUGACGCUGUGGCAGAGCUGCUGCUCAACGACGAAGACGACAGGGAGGUGUCUGUACAGGCGGCACCCGGCAGGAGCGACGUGGACGAGGACUGCUGCAGGUCAAACUCGGGGUCAUUGAGGUGUGGUUCUACAACCACUCAUACCUCUAUAGAGAGUCGACCGGGAACAUACCGCAGGGAACUACCGGCCAGGCCGAUAGAGACACAUCAUAGGAGCGGCAGUUGGUCGGGAGGACGCCUCUCAGCGGCGGUCCCGGACGUGGCGAUGGCUCCUAACGCGAACACUCACCUACUGACGGCCAGGGACUACCCGCAGAUACACGCGCCCAUACACACACACACACACGCGGCGCAGAGAGAUAACAACAUCACGCUGCCCGGGUCGCGAGCACAGAGAGCAGCUAUAGAUGCGAGGCGGAGAGAAACACAGGGUGAGCACGACGAACUGCGGGCAGCGAUAGAGUUAUCUGUCAUAAGAGCGUACUCCUCGCUUCAAGCUGCUAGGAGAAGUGGAGUGAAUGGAACAGAGUUCUCAACGUCCAGACCCCGCGCUACUCCCAGUCCUUCUCUGGCUGUGGCUGGACCCAGGAGGAGGGAGAGGCAACCGCCCCCUCGGCCGUGUCCCCAGCCCGUGGGGCGCAGUCCCAGCCCGCGACGGAGCCCCGCCGCUUACGGACAGAGGGACUAUCGUGCCGAGGGCGCGUACAGCCGCAGCAGAGGACACAGCCCCGCGUACACGUGA
This is a messenger RNA of Danaus chrysippus (African queen), 2841 nucleotides long. The record is from the annotation of a GenBank genome assembly. NCBI's taxonomy places the organism in Eukaryota, Metazoa, Arthropoda, Insecta, Lepidoptera, Nymphalidae.